This is a messenger RNA of Malassezia japonica, 243 nucleotides long. It is a transcript of the gene COX12, whose product is annotated as Cytochrome c oxidase subunit 6B. The transcript has 5 exons. The record is from RefSeq and is a predicted model, not a curated record. NCBI's taxonomy places the organism in Eukaryota, Fungi, Basidiomycota, Malasseziomycetes, Malasseziales, Malasseziaceae. Gene Ontology annotation, cellular component: respiratory chain complex IV; mitochondrion. The coding region runs from base 1 to 243 and encodes 80 amino acids.
AUGCCCGAGAGUAUCACGCUGAAGACGGCCGAGUUCGACUCGCGUUUCCCCAACCAGAACCAGACCCGCCACUGCUGGCAGAACUACGCGGACUACUACCGGUGCAUCAACAAGAAGGGUGAGGACUACGAGCCUUGCAAGCUCUUUUUCAACAACUACAACUCGCUGUGCCCCAACGAAUGGAUUGCCAAGUGGAACGAGCUGCGUGAGAACGACGCGUUCCCUGCCAACCUCGAGGGUUAA